CUGCAAGAAGUUUUCUCCAUUUUCGCCUCAAACCUUCCCAGCCCCGGGAGCUCUUCUCUUCAUAUCGUUCCUCCUUGUCCUUUUAUUCCCCUGUGAUCACUUGGAGGACGGGGACGAGCCUUUGUGGGGAUUUUUGCGUUUUGUUUUUGUCUGUCUUUCUCCCCCCCCCCUUUUUUUUUUUUGACCUCUGCUUUUGAUUGUAGUUGUUUCCCCCUGUGGUCAUGACGGCUUCGCACAGUGACUCUUUGGUGGUGUUGUUUGGGGCAACAGCUGGUGCAUAUGGGGCUAAACUGGGUUCGGAUGAGAGGGAACUAAUUCUCUUGGUGUGGCAAGUUGUGGAUCUGCACAGCAAGAAGGUAGGGACAUUGCACAAAUCCCUGGUGAAAGCAGACAAUCCGGAGUUGAGUGACCCAUGUCAAGAAGUGAGUGGUUUAACACCAGAGGGACUGAGCAAAGCUGAGCCUUUGGACCGAGUUCUCCAACAGUUUAGCCAGCUGGUAUCCAGUGAUCUGAAGUUACUAGGAAGAAGCUCUUACACUCUCUGUACUGAUGGCCAGUUACUCAUUCGACAGGUUCUCCACCCAGAAGCAUCCAAAAAGAACUUCCUGCUGUCUGACUACUUUUAUUCAUUUUAUGAUCUACGCAAAGAGUUCCACAUGUGUUACCCCAAUUCGGCCACCGUGAGGGAUCAGACUAUCAAAUCCAUGGCAGAAUUUCUAAGCUUAGGAACAGAUGAAACAGAGGAGGACUUCGGUGUCUGGCAAGUGAAAACUAUGGUGGCUAUUAUUUUCAGCAUGCUAUCUGAAACAUGCAGUCACAUAUUUACAGACCCUGAAACUGUGAAAUACAAGUAUGAAACAGGUCCCUGUAGCAAAUCUGAAGCAGUAGACAGUGAAACAGUAAUACGUGCCAGAGGUUUGCCCUGGCAAUCUUCAGACCAAGAUAUUGCCCGAUUUUUCAAAGGACUCAAUAUUGCCAAAGGUGGUGUGGCUCUGUGUCUGAAUGCUCAAGGAAGAAGAAAUGGGGAAGCCUUAGUGCGAUUUGUCAGUGCUGAACAGAGAGACUUGGCUUUAGAAAGACAUAAGCAUCAUAUGGGUAGUCGAUACAUUGAGGUUUACAAAGCUACUGGAGAAGAGUUUCUAAAGAUUGCUGGAGGUACCUCCAAUGAAGUGGCUCAGUUCUUAUCCAAAGAGAAUCAAGUCAUCAUCCGGAUGAGAGGUCUUCCAUUCACAGCUACUCAGGAAGAUGUCUUGGGGUUCCUGGGGCCUGAGUGUCCUGUCACAGGAGGGAAAGAGGGACUUCUCUUUGUCAAGUAUCCAGAUGGCAGACCUACAGGAGAUGCAUUUGUGUUGUUUUCCUGUGAAGAAUAUGCACAGAAUGCACUUAAAAAACACAAGGAGAUACUUGGAAAACGUUACAUUGAACUCUUCAGGAGCACAGCAGCUGAAGUCCAGCAGGUUCUUAAUAGAUACAUGUCAACUCCUCUUAUACCCACUUUGCCAACUCCCAUAAUUCCUGUCAUACCCCCACCUUACACCAUUGCCACAGGUAGCAUACGUGACUGUGUCCGACUCCGAGGCCUUCCCUACACUGCUGGCAUUGAUGAUAUCUUAGAAUUCAUGGGAGAUGCUACAGGAGAUAUCAAGCCGCAUGGAGUCCACAUGGUCCUUAAUCAACAGGGACGACCAUCAGGUGAUGCAUUUAUCCAAAUGAAAUCAGCUGACAAAGCCUUUUUGGUGGCCCAGAAAUGUCACAAAAAAAUGAUGAAGGACCGCUAUGUGGAAGUGUUCCAGUGUUCAGGAGAAGAGAUGAACUUUGUUUUAAUGGGUGGCACUUUAAAUCGUAGUGGCUUAUCCCCACCGCCAUGUAAGUUACCAUGUCUUUCUCCUCCUGCUUAUGCUGCUUUCCAAACAGCAGCAGCAGUGAUCCCAGCAGAAGCAGCACUUUACCAGCCUCAAGCCUUAUUACCGACAACCAGGACUCCCCAGGCCUCUGCUACUGCCCCUCAAGCUGUUACCUAUUACCCAGCUCAGGCUGCUCAGCUUUACAUGAAUUACACAGCUUACUAUCCCAGCCCUCCUGUAUCUCCCACCACAGUGGGCUAUAUCACAGCUCCACCAGCAGCUGUAGCAGCUGCUGCCACAGCCACACACACUCCAAUAAUGCCCCAGCCUGGAGCUCUGGUCCGUAUGCAGGGCUUGCCUUAUAAUACAGGAAUGAAGGAAAUUCUGAGUUUUUUCCAGGGAUAUCAGCUCCACACAGAUUCCAUCCUUAUGCUUUACAACUUUAGUGGCCGGCCCAGUGGGGAAGCAUUGGUGACUUUUCCGAGCCUGGACCUUGCUAAAAAAGCAGUGGCUGAGAAAAACGGACGGCUCCUGGGAAGUCGCUAUGUAGAACUUUAUCUGGUUUAAUUAAAACACUCUGUGGGAGGGAAGGGGGGAGGGAGGGAGGGAGGGAGAAGUCAUACUAAAUAUUGUUCCUUUUAUUUAAGAAGAAGUCUUCCCAUUCCACCUAUACAGAAGGAAAUGUGCCUUUUCCACCUGGUGUGUUGAGGUGUGGAGCUGUACUUAUCCCUAUACUUAAUUUGAAAAAUGGUCUGUUCUUUGCCAAAGAGAGAAACCGGUAACAAGCAGACAAACCAAAGCAAACCAAAAUUAAUUGAUUUAAGAAAGAUGGAAGCUUAGUUUCAAGAGUAAAUGUUCCCCAAAACUUCCACCCAGUUAACUACUUGGACAAUCCAACAGCACUUCAGCUAUCACAGAGACAUGGUGGGGGGGAAAGAAAGAUGGAGACCUAAUUUUUGUUCUCUAGUAUGUGAAGUGGAAAGUAAAGCUUGGGUUAGUUCAGGCUUUGUGUGUUUUGUUUUUAAGAAUUUACAUUCAGCAAAGUGUCUGGUUUUGGUAGAGUUUGUCUCCAGAAAGGGCUGCUGAAACUUCCAUUUUUUUUCCAAUUCAGAGCAUUAAAUCCUAUUGAAUUUUUUGGGUUUUUUUCCUCAACUGGAGAAUACCCAGGAUGCUGCACUCAAAUGGAAUAGGAGAAGCUUCCCUACAUUGUGUUGUGUAUUGCAAAAGCCAUAUCUGUCUUUCCUAUCAAUAUGCAUGCUGCCAAUAUGUAAGGCAACCCACCUACCCCCCCAAGUUUUAGUUUCUACAGGACAAAAAUGGCACAUAAACGCUGAGUACUAAGUUAUAUUUUUUUAUUUAAACAUAAUAGCUUUCAGAUACUGUAUUAAAGAUUUUGCUCUAGUUUAUGUGCAUGCAAUUUGUUUACAUCUUUAAACUACUUUAUUUGUAUAUUAUGAAGCAACAGGAAAUGUUGAAAUCUAAGCCUUCUAGUGCAUGCCUUUUUCUUUUUUCCUUUUUUCCAUGUGUGUGUAUAUAUAUAAGCUAGAAGAGCUACUUUUAUGUCAUGUAGCAUAUGUGUUUAAAAAGACAUCUGCUGUAGAAGCACUAAAUGACUUUAUUUUUACUGUGCCUUACUUAAAAACUAUUCAAAGUGCAAUACCAGCAGAGCAAAAAUGUAAUGAGUCCUUUUGUGACAGGCUCACGGAUGUCUGUGUAUAUUGAUUUUUUUGUUAGUGUACAAUUUGAGUUGUACUUAAAAGAACUGAAUGAUGUAUGCUUCUUUAUAUUACAACAAAUAAAGGAGAUGCUUACAAUA
Molecule: messenger RNA, 3660 nt
Organism: Alligator mississippiensis (American alligator)
Lineage: Eukaryota; Metazoa; Chordata; Crocodylia; Alligatoridae
Gene: ESRP2
Product: epithelial splicing regulatory protein 2
Exons: 15
Coding region: 222-2411 (729 amino acids)
Biological process (GO): regulation of RNA splicing
Cellular component (GO): ribonucleoprotein complex; nucleoplasm
Molecular function (GO): mRNA binding
Source: RefSeq, a predicted model, not a curated record